AUGGUGGUUCACUGUAGCUUUGCGAGAUUUGUCCUGUUGCUGGCUGUGGUGGUUUUCUCCUCUUUGAGGACAUUAAACUCAGUAGAGGAGCUAAAAGAGACUGGAUUUGGUACACCCCCUCCCAGACAUGGACUUGCUCUGCUGUUGUGGUAUGUUCAAAACUGUGUGGACAACAACAUGGUGGCCCUCUGUGACCCCAUUAAAGGAGAGUACGGCUUCCAUGUGUUUCAGAACAAAGGACCAUACAACCUUUUACCGAAGCUGAAGGAUAAGACGUAUAAAUACUUCACCAUAGGAAAUCUUCAUUACAAGCAUGCCAGCGAUCUGCCUUAUGAAGUCAGGAAAUAUUACGAUCCAAAUAAUCCAGACAGCAACAUGGACAGGUUGCUUGUAAAGUAUAACAAAAACAACAAGAAAAUCGAAGAGUUGUACAUCUCAGAGCACUAUAAGAGGCUGAAGACGUAUCGUGCUGGUCCACCACUUAUAGCUGAAUUAAGACAGCACUGGUUUAUUCUAGUCUGAUACGUACAGACUGUAUCCCUCACAGGUCCAGAGAGUCUAGAGCUACAUAAUAGAUACAUAAUAGGGAUUUUGACUUAAAUAAUUGUGGCACUGAUGGCAUUGAAAUAUUGCAUUGAUUUAAAACUGGGUUCACUUCAAACUUUCAUACUAAAUAUGUCUUAUUGAUGCACUAUCAAUAUUAUAGUUACACACAAUCCAUCAAAUAGAAUAAGGUUUGCAAUAUAGCUAGUAAAGCAGUUGAAUGCUGUAUAAAAGGGAUGGUAUUAAAAGCAGGUGGACCCAUGCUCUAUUUUAAUACUAUUUAUAGUUAUUGUAACUUCUUUCCUCAGACCUAAUCUCUCUAGAGAUCUUAGCUGCCCCCACAAGACUUAAU
Molecule: messenger RNA, 895 nt
Organism: Trichomycterus rosablanca
Lineage: Eukaryota; Metazoa; Chordata; Actinopteri; Siluriformes; Trichomycteridae
Exons: 1
Coding region: 1-522 (173 amino acids)
Source: RefSeq, a predicted model, not a curated record